Molecule: messenger RNA, 1603 nt
Organism: Ipomoea triloba (trilobed morning glory)
Lineage: Eukaryota; Viridiplantae; Streptophyta; Magnoliopsida; Solanales; Convolvulaceae
Product: pentatricopeptide repeat-containing protein At5g18390, mitochondrial
Exons: 1
Coding region: 98-1513 (471 amino acids)
Biological process (GO): RNA splicing
Molecular function (GO): protein binding
Source: RefSeq, a predicted model, not a curated record
ACUUUGAUCUAUCAUGAAUUAACUUCUAUCUUGCACCCCAACUGUUUGAUAAAUUGCGCAACAUAAGCUUUUUUGUUCGGUGCGAAUAUACACUUCAAUGUUCUUUCGGGUCAUUCUUCAGAGAAUUUCAACCCAGUGCACACCUGCAACUUCCUUCUCCACCGACGCCGGCGUUGUUUUCAGACGUGUUAGAAGCAUCACAAGUGGCGCCGCCGCAGGAAAUGCAAAUGGCGGUGGCGGGGGAGCGUCUAAAGAUGACUACUUCGCGACUAUUCAUCACAUAUCAAACAUUGUCCGGCGAGACAUCUACCUGGAGCGAACCCUUAACAAGAUGCGAAUCUCUACAAUCGUGAACUCGGAGCUCGUUUAUCGUGUUCUUCGCAGCUGCUCUCAACACGGAAUCGAAUCCUUCCGAUUCUUCAAUUGGGCGCGAACGCAGCACCCUCAGUAUGAUCCGACGACUGUGGAGUUCGAGGAGCUUCUCAAAACCCUAGCUCGAACCGCUCACUGGGAAACAAUGUGGAAGGUGAUUCAGCAGAUGAAAGCGCAAAAUGUGGAGGUUUCGCCCUCUAUGGCUUCUUUUAUAAUUGAGCAGUAUGGAAAGCAUGGCCUGAUUGAUCAGGCUGUUGAGCUUUUUAACCGCCUUAACAAUUUGAACUGCCUGCAAACCACUGAGGUUUAUAAUUCCCUGCUUUUUGCUCUCUGUGAGGUCAAGAAUUUCCAGGGAGCCUAUGCGUUGAUUCGUAGGAUGAUUCGAAAAGGCACUAAGCCAGACAAGAGGACAUAUUCUGUUCUUGUGAAUGGCUGGUGCUCCGCGGGGAAGAUGAGGGAGGCUCAGAGGUUUUUGGAGGAGAUGAGUCAGAAAGGGUUCAAUCCUCCUGUUCGAGGGCGAGAUCUUCUAAUUGAUGGUUUGUUGAGCGCGGGAUAUCUUGAAUCAGCUAAAGGAUUGGUGAGGAAGAUGACUAAAGAAGGGUUCAUACCUGAUGUGGAAACCUUCAAUUCUUUGGCAGAAGCAGUGUGCAAAUCCGGGGAGGCCGACUUCUGCAUUGAUCUUUUCCACGACGUUUGCAGGUUGGGGCUGUGCCCUGAUGUCGAGACAUACAAGAUCACCAUAGCUGCAGCUUCAAAGCUGGGGAGGAUGGAUGAUGCAUUCAGGAUUUUGCACAGGUGUAUCGAGGAUGGAAACCGGCCUUUUCCCAGCCUAUAUGCUCCAAUUCUGAAGGCCCUGUGUCGGAGAGGGCAGUUUGAUGAUGCGUUCAGUUUCUUCAGUGACGUGAAGGUGAAGGUGAAGGGGCAUCCUCCAAACAGGCCGGUUUACACGAUGCUGGUAAAGAUGUGUUGCCGUGGAGGGAGGUUUGUCGAGGCUGCUAAUUAUUUGGUGGAGAUGACUGAGGUGAAUCUGUUGCCAAUGUCUCAAAGCUUUGAUAUGGUUACUGAUGGAUUGAAGCACUGUGGGAAGCAUGAUCUGGCCAAAAGGAUAGAGCAGCUGGAGAUAUCCAUUAGGGGUGUUUGAAGAACUGUAUCCUAACAUAAAUUCUCAAUUCAAAGUGUCAUAGUUUGUGUACAUUUGCAUUAUACCAUUUUCUUUACCAUUUCAGACUGA